AUAUUGGGAAUGCCGCAAUAAGGAAUAUAAUUGAAGUGUGGGCACAAUUUAAUUCCCAACUGCGUGGAGUUCACAAAAAUAGCCACAUUUACUCGGCAAUGAGCACGCAACUUGUAAAUGAACACGGUGUUCUCCUAGCGCCAGCCGAGCUGCGAAAUCGAAUUAACAAUUUAACAAAGAAGUACAGACAGGAACGGAAGGCUGUGGGCCCAAGCGGAGGAGCUCCGUCUAAUUGGGAAUUCUACGACGACAUACACAAAAUAAUUGGCAGCUAUAAAUCAAAUUUCACACACGAACUGGCCGACGAAAGCAUUGAAAAUGUUUCGGAUCCAUUAGACACAUCGAUGGCGGCAUCUUCAUUGUCAAAUGAAAGUGGACUUGAAGAAGCACCAUCAACUUCGUCGGCUGCAAUAAAGAGAAAGAGGAAUAGUGAUGAAGAUUAUCUCGAACUGGCUAAAAAAGAGCAAAAGAUGAUGGAAGCUUAUUUCAAUAAAUCUUUGGAAAAUGAAGAAAAGGCCCUCAAAUUGAUGGAGCAAACCAACGCCGUUCUUAUGGCUAUGUUAAAUAAACAUAUGUAA
Molecule: messenger RNA, 578 nt
Organism: Bactrocera dorsalis (oriental fruit fly)
Lineage: Eukaryota; Metazoa; Arthropoda; Insecta; Diptera; Tephritidae
Exons: 3
Coding region: 99-578 (159 amino acids)
Biological process (GO): positive regulation of DNA-templated transcription
Cellular component (GO): nuclear body
Source: RefSeq, a predicted model, not a curated record